Molecule: messenger RNA, 114 nt
Organism: Phytophthora nicotianae INRA-310
Lineage: Eukaryota; Oomycota; Peronosporomycetes; Peronosporales; Peronosporaceae
Exons: 2
Coding region: 1-114 (37 amino acids)
Source: RefSeq, a predicted model, not a curated record
AUGGCCGACUGCAACACUGAAGAGCCCCCAAACCCAGCCAGAAACCUCAGCAUUAGUAAGCGCAAGAAGGCCUUCCGUUUCGUACCGUCGAGUGACAUUAUGCUGCUCAAAUAA